AUGUUAAAGGUAUGUUAGUUUUGUUUAUAAUUUUUAUCUCAAUUUAGUUAUUAUCAUGUAGAACAUCAACUUCGGCCAUAAGCAGGACCUUCAGGGACAUUGCCUCUGUUCCUCGCGUUUCAGACGACCAUGAGAAGCGGAUGCACAAGCCUGUAGAUACCGGAUACUUUUUCCGGUAUCAUCGACAAGGUGUGGAUGCUUUGCCACGAGUUAAGGACUCUCGCGACACUGUUUGUCGGCCCAAAUAUAAAGUUAGAGAUGCGUGGUCAAAUGCUUCGGCCAGAUAUGGGGAGAAUGAUUAUAUUGAUUUGUUGAAGAAGGAGGCUAACGUUCAUCCAGCUCAAUUACAAUAUCACGUUCCCAGAUGGCUCAGAGGCUUCCCUGGACAACAAAAGGCCAACGAGUUGGUCAAGCUUAUUCACUAUAGGUAAGAUCUUGUGUGUUCGGUAAAUGGACGUAGCUUGUUCUCAAGGUUAAGUCUUAGUUUAAGAUUUGGCUCAGUUGUUUUAAAAUGUAUGGCUAACAUUCAGAAGCUUCACCUGGGUUAGUAAAUAUUUAAUAAGUUUUAUAAUAAACUUAUGGUUCAGGAGUACUUGAGAAAUAAUGGUUUUUUGCUAUGUAGCUUAUUUGAAACACAUUAUCCGUGCAAAGAAAAAUACGCUACAAGACUUUUAGGGCGUUUUUAUUAUAGUUUAUAUGAUUUGAAAGUUGAAAUCUUUCAACCUUGAAGAACAUUAUUUGAAAUUUUUGCGUCCUGUAUUCCAUGUUUAUAUCGUCGUUUAGUCCUUGUAAUAUGAUCAUUCUAGGAACAUUUACAAAGAAAAGAUGCAGAAGAACUCGCCACAUCAAUGGCACGCCCUAUGCAAACAAAUCAAUCAUCUGUUACAGUACCACAACUACAAGAAGGCCGACGAACUCCGAGAAGAACGACGGUUGGGAUUGUGGAAGCAGGAGCCGGACUACUUCUGGAAGGACAAGUCUCGUCGAUCGUAUAAAGACUUGGUUUAA
Molecule: messenger RNA, 1008 nt
Organism: Bursaphelenchus okinawaensis
Lineage: Eukaryota; Metazoa; Nematoda; Chromadorea; Rhabditida; Aphelenchoididae
Source: the annotation of a GenBank genome assembly